Messenger RNA from Lucilia sericata (common green bottle fly), 933 nucleotides. Its product is annotated as brachyurin-like. Gene Ontology annotation, biological process: proteolysis. The record is from RefSeq and is a predicted model, not a curated record. The transcript is spliced from 2 exons. Lineage: Eukaryota; Metazoa; Arthropoda; Insecta; Diptera; Calliphoridae. The coding region runs from base 1 to 933 and encodes 310 amino acids. Gene Ontology annotation, molecular function: serine-type endopeptidase activity.
AUGCUAACAAUAGCUAAAGCUAAUCGUAACCAAAAGACACAAUCCUACGGUAACAAUCGUUCUCAAAGAGGUCGAACUAGUGGGCGUAGAGGACCGUGGGAAGGAUUUCCGAAUUGGCCGGGUAGAGAGGAAGAUUAUAUAGCCGAUAAUUGGAGGCGUAAAUGUGCGAAAUAUGACAUAGCCAGUUCAGUUAAAAGUUACAUUACCGGAGGUAUCAAAGCCGAGAUGAAUAUGUUUCCCUAUUUAGUGGGUCUACUAAUGUACCAGCCACCGAGAGUAUAUCAAUGUGGUGGAACUUUGAUAACAGAACGUUAUGUUUUAACAGCAGCUCAUUGUUUGUACAGAACUAUUGAGGCUCGGGUGUAUUUAGGUUCGUAUAUAUAUGCCGAUGCUGGAACUGCGGCUGCUGUAUACAAUGUCACUGCCCGUGAUUUUAUCAUACAUGAACGUUAUGGUCUUCAGGGUUUUAAUGAUGAUAUAGCUUUGAUAAAUCUUCAAAAGCCGGUCACUUUAACGGAUAAAAUAAGGCUAAUAACUUUAGCUCCCAGCUAUAUGACUCAAAUCUAUUUACAAGGUGAAAUUGUGACAGCCGCUGGUUGGGGUCGUAUUAGCGACAAUAAUACCAAAUUAAAUGUGGAACUUUAUUAUACGGAUACUCGCGUCAUAGGCUAUGAAAAGUGUAUGUGUUAUUAUUUGCCUGGAUUGGUGAGUAGACGGGCACAUAUAUGUGCCGACGGUACCGGAGGUCGUGGCAGUUGUGAUGGUGAUUCGGGUGGACCUUUGGUGUUUAGACACAAAGAUAUGGAUUAUCAAGUGGGAGUGACAGCUUUUGGUAGUGCGGGUGGUUGUGAAAUUGGCUUUCCCACGGUAUACUCUAGAAUAACCAACUAUUUGAGUUGGAUUUCCCGGAAAACUGGUUUAAAGUUGCAAUAA